AUGUUCAAUAAGCAAGAUUACUCAGAUGUCACUAUCUUUAUCCAUGGAACUAAACUUUACGCGCAUCGCUUUGUGAUUUGUGUUCAAAGUCGCUAUUUUGCGAAAGCAUUUCAAGACAAGGUGUUCGCGGAGGGUUGCGAAGGCGAGAUUAGAUUUGAUGAAGGCAGUGCCAUGGCUCAUUGGAGAGUCUUUGAGUAUCUAUAUACCGGCGACUAUACAGACGAUCUUAAAAUUGAGGGGUCAGACGAUUCAGCCAUGCUGAAAGACCCCAGAGUGUACGCUUUGGCUGACAUGUUCUUCCUGAAAGAUCUAAAAGUGCUUGCUCUGACCAAAAUGAAGCACCGACUAAAGGUUGGCUGGCAAAGCAAGAGCUUCCCGAUCUGUGUCGAAGAAAUCUAUGCCAUUACUAGAAGCUCCUGCUCCAUGCGCUUAGCCGUCGCUCAGAUCGCAGCUGAACACGGCAAAGACUUACAAAAAGAAGAAGCGUUCUUGGGCCUCUUACAUAAAGGCGGGGAUUUUGUAGUUGAUUUCUAUAAAGCACUUCGGAUCUGGUAA
This is a messenger RNA of Bipolaris sorokiniana ND90Pr, 555 nucleotides long. RefSeq lists its product as uncharacterized. The record is from RefSeq and is a predicted model, not a curated record. The coding region runs from base 1 to 555 and encodes 184 amino acids. NCBI's taxonomy places the organism in Eukaryota, Fungi, Ascomycota, Dothideomycetes, Pleosporales, Pleosporaceae. Gene Ontology annotation, molecular function: protein binding. The transcript has 2 exons.